AUGUCGACCGCAGCCCGGCGCCGCUUGAUGCGUGACUUCAAGCGCAUGCAAACAGACCCUCCCGCUGGUGUUUCAGCCUCCCCAGUUCCCGAUAAUGUAAUGACAUGGAACGCCGUCAUCAUAGGCCCUGCGGACACUCCGUUUGAAGAUGGCACCUUCCGACUCGUUAUGCAAUUCGAAGAGCAGUACCCCAACAAGCCUCCGCAGGUCAAGUUUAUCAGCCAAAUGUUCCACCCCAACGUCUAUGCCACCGGCGAGCUCUGCCUGGAUAUCCUGCAGAAUAGAUGGAGUCCUACAUACGACGUCGCCGCUGUUCUCACGAGCAUCCAAAGUUUACUAAACGACCCCAAUACUGGGUCGCCCGCGAAUGUCGAGGCGUCGAACCUGUACAAAGACAACAGAAAGGAAUACACUAAGAGAGUACGAGAGACUGUAGAGAAGAGCUGGGAGGACUGA
Clonostachys rhizophaga is the source of this 456-nucleotide messenger RNA. Lineage: Eukaryota; Fungi; Ascomycota; Sordariomycetes; Hypocreales; Bionectriaceae. The record is from the annotation of a GenBank genome assembly.